Messenger RNA from Drosophila takahashii, 1558 nucleotides. Lineage: Eukaryota; Metazoa; Arthropoda; Insecta; Diptera; Drosophilidae. The record is from RefSeq and is a predicted model, not a curated record.
AUGUCUUUACCCUCCCUACAUGGUGACGCAUACAAAAUCCCAAAACUCAACCCACCCACUUUAAACAACUGUAAUCUCUCUUUAAGCGAUCACGCAAGAUACUUGGGGUUAGUAUUAGAUAAGCGUCUUAAAUGGGGCUUAAACAACCAAGAGAGAACCAAGAAAGCGACCAUUGCACUUUACUCUUGUAAAAAAGCAAUCGGGCUUAGAUGGGGUAUGUCCCCUAAAAUCGUCAAUUGGAUAUACACAGCGGUAGUCAAGCCAAUCCUACUAUAUGGAGUGACUCUGUGGUGGACCGCUCUACACAAACAAUGUAUCCUAACUCCCCUUAACAAAGUAGAGCGCAUGGCGGCUUUGUGUAUUAGUGGAGCCCUUCGAACUACCCCAAACGAAGCGCUGAAUGCGAUCUUGAACCUCCAGAGCCUGGACUUAUCAGGCAUGGAAAGGGCGAAAUCGGCAGCCAUUCGACUAAGGGAUACGGGGCAAUGGAAAUCCCAACUGUAUGGUCACGCUAAGAUUCUUCAGCAUGACAAUUUGAUCCCGCCAAAAACGGAUCUAUGUAAAACCCGUGAAUACAGACACACGCCCUUCGAAGCUCUGAUCCCAGGUAGGGAAGCAUGGGAUCGGGGCCGACCGGGCUCAAUAGACGCAAUCUGUAUAUAUACAGACGGCUCCAAACUCGACGGACACGUUGGUGGAGGCAUAUACUCCGAGCAAUUAGAGAUCAGGCAGUCAUUCAGACUUCCUGACCACUGCAGUGUCUUCCAAGCGGAAGUGUAUGCUAUAAUGGAAGCACUCGUCUGUUUAAGGGGCUUAAACACCCAGAACAGGCACAUAAACAUAUAUAGUGAUAGCCAAGCGGCUAUUAAAUCAAUAUACUCGACGAAUACAAACUCCCGAACAAUAGCCGACUGUCGCAAUUCUCUUCACGAGAUGGCUAGUCAGUUUACUGUCAGCCUUAUAUGGGUUCCGGGUCACCGGGAUAUCGUAGGCAACUGUAUAGCAGACGAGCUAGCCAGGCAAGGCACCACCAUACCUCUCCUUCCAGGAAAGGAGAGUGUUGGCAUGCCUUUGGCUACCUGUAAGCUAAUUAUUAAAAACCAUUUCUGCAAAUUAGCCAACACCAAUUGGCAAAACACACCGCAGUGCCGAAUCUCUCACCAGACAUGGCCUGCAAUAAACAAUAAGAAAACAUCAGAACUACUGAAUUUCAGCCGCACAGAGUGUGGCAUGCUAAUUCGAGUACUGACAGGCCACUGGCUCGUUGGCGCACACGCCGGCAGGCUAAAAGCCCCUAAAAAUGACUUCUGUAGAAGCUGCAGGGAUGAGGAAGAAGAGGAAACGGUGGAACACCUACUCUGUUCAUGCCCAGCCCUAUGCAGGCUUAGACUGAAACACUUAGGAUAUCCUUUCAUAAAUGACCUGACCGAAAUUUCGCAGAUUAAUCUGAAGAGUCUAAGCUCUUUUAUUAAAUCCUCCGGAUGGGGGACUUGCUGAUCGACCAACCUACAGGCUGACCCUUAACGGAUAGGGGACCCAAAAAUAGAGAUCAUACGGU